Phytophthora nicotianae INRA-310 is the source of this 1941-nucleotide messenger RNA. RefSeq names its product TKL protein kinase. Gene Ontology annotation, biological process: protein phosphorylation. The record is from RefSeq and is a predicted model, not a curated record. Lineage: Eukaryota; Oomycota; Peronosporomycetes; Peronosporales; Peronosporaceae. Gene Ontology annotation, molecular function: ATP binding; protein kinase activity. The transcript is spliced from 6 exons. Bases 1 to 1941 code for a protein of 646 amino acids.
AUGCGCUUCGCAGGCCGCUGGAGCUUCCUGGGUGCGGCGGCAGUGAUGGCCUCCGUGGCGGUCCGAGACGCGGCUGCCGACGGGGAAAUCAACGUGAAGUGCUCAGGGCAAAAGCAAGCAAUAGAGCUCACACUGAAUGACACCUUCGCGAGUUAUGAGUGUUUGAACAACGGUUCUGUCGAUGAAAAUAUUGGCGGAGGCUCUUUUCAGGUCAACGUGGGGGUGGUCAAGCUAAACCUGUCUUUAGAGGCAUUUAAUAGCCUUUCAGUAACAUCACUAAACUUCAAGGCCCUGAACGAGCCCACUAAGCUGGUCAACAACGAGACGUUGGAUUUCGAGAAAUUUCCCUCUCUGGAGUAUCUGACCUUUCAAGGCGUGGAGUUUGAGGCAGAAAUUGUUCAACUGAAUUUGCCAAGUUCCAUCUUGAGCAUCCAUUUUAUUGACUCGAACCUCACGGAUCUCUCGCUGCAAGGUAGCACUGACAAGCUACAGCGAAUUGAAUUGGAAAACACGUCCGUUGCGAUGUUCCCAAUGUUCCUAUACGAACGCCAGUGGACAACAGCUACGAACAUUAUUGUGGAUUUAUCGGAGGUCAACGAGACAAUCUCUGAUGAUCAAUUCAACACUUUGGAAAAAAAUGCGGACACUCUCUCGUCACAUGAAUGGGCAAAACAGUAUCAUCGGUUAUGCAAUGAGACUAUCUACCAACCUGACGGCAUGACCGUGUCGUGCGCUUCACCGAAUACAGAUAUGACUAAUAAUACCUAUUCGGAGAUCAACAGCACCACAAAUGCUGCCAAAAAUGAUUCCAGCAGCUCAGGCUCUGUAGAUGACGUGAGCGCAGGCGAUAGCAGUGGCGGAAUUUCUACUGGAGCUCUCGUUGCGAUCAUCGUGGUUGUCGUCGUCAUUGUCGUGAUUUUGGCUAUCUUCAUUCUGCGAAUGUAUUUCAAGCGCAAGGCCGCCAACGCGAAUGCUAACAACAACGAAGCUACAGCGACGCUGAUGAGUAAGGGUGACGCUUCUGCGGAUAAAGGAUCUUUCAUCUCGAACGAUGAAUUCUUGCGUAACUUCCGUUUGCCACAGAGUGACAUAGCACUCGUCAAGUCUCAGGGUACAGGUCGGCUGUGGAUGGGCGAGUAUAACGGCAACAAGGUGAUGGUGAAGCGUGUCGAGUCCGAGGUGACGGACUCGUACGUGACGAAGGCGUUGAUGGCCCAGGCGCGAACAUUUGCGACUAUUUCGCACCCGAACAUCACGAGUUUAGUGGGCGUCACUUGGCUGGCCGGUACAGAUUUCGCUGUAGUGACCGAGUUCAUGGACAAGGGAAACUUGAAGACAGUGCUGGCGAACACUGAUGUGAAUCUGGAUAUCGCAACCAAGUUACAGAUGUGCUGUGACGUCGCAUUGGCACUUGCCUAUCUGCACGAAACGGAGCAAAAUCUGUGUGCCAAGCAGCUAUCGAGCCGGAAGGUACUCGUCAACAAGGCCAUGAACUGCAAGCUCAGUCUGUUCGAGUGUGUACCAAGUUCAGCCAAACUAGGAGGCCCAAGCACGGCAACCACGUAUUCCUAUGGCAUGGGCGAGGUUGCGUGGCUGCCACCAGAGAUUAUCACUCGGUCAUCGCCCAUGGACGCGCGGAAAAACAACAUUUACGCGUUUGGAGUGUUGGUUAGCGAGAUUUUCACGCGUGUGUCACCGUAUCAGUCGCUGGUCGAGGCACUGGGCAACACAAUGUCAGAUGUGGAGCUAGUCAAGCGUGUGCGGCGCCAGGAUCCGCUGGUACCUCACGAAAACCGGCAAGAAUUCCUCGCAGCACCGGCAAGCGUGCGACGGAUGGUCGCGCAGUGCCUCUCGUACGCACCUAUGAGCCGACCAACUGCGAAAGAACUUGUGGAAAUUUUGCAUAAUGCAAAGGAGGAGCUAGCGACGAACAGCAUCUGA